Capsicum annuum is the source of this 593-nucleotide messenger RNA. RefSeq names its product G-type lectin S-receptor-like serine/threonine-protein kinase SD1-1. Gene Ontology annotation, biological process: protein phosphorylation. The coding region runs from base 67 to 516 and encodes 149 amino acids. Gene Ontology annotation, molecular function: protein serine/threonine kinase activity. The record is from RefSeq and is a predicted model, not a curated record. The transcript is spliced from 2 exons. Lineage: Eukaryota; Viridiplantae; Streptophyta; Magnoliopsida; Solanales; Solanaceae.
UGUACUCUCAUAUGACAUUUUGCUUCUUUAACUAACUUGGUGUUGUUUUGUUGGCACAGUGGCUACAUGUCUCCAGAAUAUGCAAUAGAUGGGACCUUCUCAGUAAAAUCAGAUGCGUUUAGCUUUGGCGUAUUGGUGUUAGAGAUUGUGAGUGGCAAGAGAAAUAGAGGAUUUGUCCAUCAAGAUCACAACCUUAACCUUCUCGGUCACGCAUGGAAGCUUUACAAAGAGGAUAGGUCCUUGGAACUAGCUGAUGAGCAUCUAACUGAUUCUUGCAAUAUUAUUUCUCAAGUUUUAAGGUCAAUCCAAGUGGGUUUAUUAUGCUUCCAACAACAUCCUGAUGAUAGACCAAGCAUGUUUUCUGUGGUUCAGAUGUUGACUAACGAGAGCCCACUGCCAAAAGCAAAAGAACCUGGAUUUUUAACAGAGCGAAAUCUAUUUGAUGAAGCAAAAUCAGGAUCACAGACAAGCAGUUCAAAAAAUGAAUUCACAAUCACAUUGUUAGAUCCUUGGUAGGUGCGACAGAAUAACUAUUUAACUUGGGAGAAAAUGAAUAGGCAAAAUUACAUUAGAACUUUGGUUUAUUGUGAAAU